Messenger RNA from Lactuca sativa (garden lettuce), 460 nucleotides. RefSeq names its product DNA directed RNA polymerase, 7 kDa subunit (gene NRPB12). The record is from RefSeq and is a predicted model, not a curated record. Gene Ontology annotation, molecular function: DNA binding; zinc ion binding. Gene Ontology annotation, biological process: DNA-templated transcription. Gene Ontology annotation, cellular component: RNA polymerase I complex; RNA polymerase II, core complex; RNA polymerase III complex. NCBI's taxonomy places the organism in Eukaryota, Viridiplantae, Streptophyta, Magnoliopsida, Asterales, Asteraceae.
UGUAAUUUACUCUAUAUAGGCCCGAAUAAAAUCCUCACAUAAUUCACAAAACCCUCCUGGCGAAAACCCUAGCGUUCGUCUGACGCCAAUAUCGUUUUCUAACACCAGCUAUAGCAGUAAUCAAUGGAUCCACAGCCAGAACCGGUCACUUACAUAUGUGGAGAUUGUGGACAGGAGAAUACGUUGAAGGUCGGUGAUGUGAUUCAGUGCCGAGAAUGUGGUUAUCGUAUUCUUUACAAGAAGCGCACUCGUCGAAUUGUUCAGUAUGAAGCUCGUUGAAGAAGGGUUUACGAUGGAAGAGCUCUCUCGUGGAUAUUUUCAAGUAUGUUUAUGUUUGUAACAAAAAUUGAGUGUGAAUUUUGGAUCUAAUGGUAUCCUCUAUCAUGAAUGUAAUAUCAUCCUGUUUUCAUUGUGAAAUUGUUCUGAAAUGCAAGUAUAUACCAUGGGUAUCUCAUCAUAA